Molecule: messenger RNA, 1993 nt
Organism: Geodia barretti
Lineage: Eukaryota; Metazoa; Porifera; Demospongiae; Tetractinellida; Geodiidae
Source: the annotation of a GenBank genome assembly
CGUGCUCGGUGGUUCGUCCGCUGGAGCUCUUCAAGAGCCCCAUCAAGUUUCCAAGGCCAGCGUUUCGACGCUGUCGUGGUUGGAGGAGGUCACAACGGCCUGGUGGCAGCAGGAUACCUCGCAAAGGCUGGCAGAUCAGUAGCCGUGCUGGAGAGGAGACGGGUUUUGGGUGGAGCUGCAGUGACGGAAGAAAUCGUGCCAGGUUUCAAGUUUUCCAGAGCAUCGUAUCUACUCAGUCUUCUGAGACCACAAAUAGUGAAAGACCUGGAGCUCAAGAAACAUGGGCUGAAGGUUUAUCUCAGAGACCCCAAUGCCUUUGCUCCUGUACUGGGCUCAGAGCAGUACCUACUGCUGGGUAGCGAUCCCGAGGAGAACAGGCGACAGAUUGCAAAGUUCUCACAGCGAGAUGCCGAGGUCUGUGUAUAUACAGACCAAGUUGGUUGAGAUUGGGGGAAUAUUGUUUCUUUAUGUGCUCAUAAUUAUGUGUAGAUUUUCAUUACCUUUCGUAUGUAGAAAUAUGAGGCUUAUGAAGAGUGGAUGGGGGAGAUUGCUGAUGCUAUUACUCCACUGCUAGACAACAGUCCCAUCAACUUCCACAAUCUGUUCUGUGGAAAUGUAAUUGAGAGACUCCGUGCUCUAAAGGCCAUCGGAUCCCUCAUUAAAAUCAGUUAGAAUCUGCAUCCACGCAGAGUGUUAAUUUAGUCAGUGAGAUCGACGACUAUUUUUUCAGGCUCCAAGUUGAAGGGCGAAACUGGAGCUUUAUUCGAGCUAUUGUCGGCUCCAGCCACUAAGAUGAGUUGCAUCUCUAUUUUGUUUUGCCGAGGUUAGGAAAUUAGGGAAGAUUUUUCUCCACACGUUCUGGAUCGGUGGUUUGAAUCGGAGCCGCUGAAGGCAGUGCUGGCAACAGACUCUGUCAUUGGUGCCAUGCUCUCUCCCUACAUGCAGGGCAGUGGGUGAGGGAGACCCUGUGGUUUGGCCUCUGAUUUAAUUAAGGCACCGUCUCUUCCAGCUAUGUGCUUCUGCAUCACGUUAUGGGGGAGGUGGAAGGAAAGAAAAAUGCCUGGGGGUAUGCCGAGGGAGGGAUGGGUGGAGUUUCGCAGGCAAUAGCUCGAGCAGCCGAAUCAUACGGAGCCAGUCUCCACACAGACUGUGGAGUGUCACAGAUCCUGGUGAGGGAAGGCAGAGCUGUGGGUGUUAGACUGGGAGACGGGACAGAGAUCCUGGCGGAUGUGGUGCUGUCAAAUGCCACUCCCAAAGUCACUUUCCUGGACCUUCUGGAAGAGGGAACACUGAGUGAGAACUUUGAGAGCCACAUACGGAGCAUUGACUACACAUCACCAGUCACCAAGAUCAAUGUGGCACUGCGUGGUCUUCCAAACUUCUCCCAACACUUGCCCAAUGCUGCCAGUGGUAGUCCGUCUCCCCAUCACCAGUGCACCAUUCACCUCAACUGCGAGUCCACUCAACUGCUCCACGACGCCUAUCUCCCUGCGCUGAGUGGUCGCUACUCCAGCAGACCAAUGCUGGAGCUGUGUCUGCCGAGCUCCCUGGACCCAACCCUGGCUCCUCCAGGUUGCCACGUGGCCUCCAUCUUCUCUCAGUACACUCCCUACCACCUGGAGGGAGGCUGGACCCAGGAGGCCAGGGAGAGAUAUGCUGAAGUCGUGUUCGACAGCAUAGAGGACUACUGCCCAGGGUUCAAGGGACUGGUGGUGGGAAAAGAGGUUCUUACACCACCUGAUUUGGAGAGGAUCUUUGGACUUACUGGAGGGAAUAUAUUCCAUGGGGCAAUGUCACUGGACCAACUCUACCUUUCCCGGAUGUCCUACCUGAGCCCCGCCUACUCCUCACCAGUACCAGGUCUAUUUCUGUGUGGCAGUGGAGCUCACCCAGGAGGUGGAGUUAUGGGAUCUCCAGGGUAGACUAGCAGCACUAGCAGUUUUGGGCCAACUGUGAGACUUCUUUCUGUUAUAUCGUGUCUCAGUUUCAUUCA